AUGUCUUUGCGAAAUUUACAACAUCUCCUCGAGGUCGUCGCUGCGAAAGAAGGCAGCGGCAAUGUCGUCUCCUACCCUAUGGGAAAUCUGCACGAGCCCAGAGUCUUCUCCUACAGUCAGCUAUUCAUGCUAGCCUUGAAAGCAUCCUGGGCUCUUCGCUCGAGAGAAGACUUCCAAUCUGGAAGCGUGGUUCUGCUUCAUUUCAAUACUCACUGGGAUAUCAUCGUCUGGUUCUGGGCCGCUCUCUUUGUUGGAUGCCUCCCAGCCUUGUCAAUCCCCUUCUCCAACAACCCAUCUCACCGCACCGCACAUCUCGAACACCUGUCGAAAAUGCUCAACAACCCCCUAUGCCUGACACGGGCUGACCUCUUGCCCGAGUUUGGGGGACAAGAAGCUAUCGACCCAGUUGCAGUGGAGUCACUCGAUGUGGACAAUGCUCCGCCAACAGAUAGCUCCGACAUCUGCCGAGAUUCAAGUGCCAGUGAUAAUGCAGUGCUCAUGCUCACAUCGGGGAGCACGGGAAACUCCAAAGCCGUGUGUCUGACCCAUGGGCAAAUUCUGGCAGCUAUUGCCGGUAAAUACGGGGUGGUCGAGCUGCCGGAGGGAACCUCAUUCUUGAACUGGAUCGGUCUGGAUCAUGUUGCCGCGAUGAUUGAGAUCCACCUUCAAGCAAUGUACGGGGAAAAGGACCAGAUCCAUGUCCAGGCUCCCGAUGUCCUUUCGCACCCUACGGCCUUCAUUGACUUGAUCCACAAGCACCGCGUCUCGAGGACCUUCGCUCCCAACUUCUUUCUCGGCAAGAUCCGCGCUACCAUCAAGAGCCAGGGAGACUCCGUCCCACACGACUGGGACCUGAGCUGUCUCCGCUAUAUCGCGUCCGGUGGAGAGGCCAACGUGACCAAGACCUGCGAGGAGGUCGCAAAGCUUCUGGAGGAGCACGGUGCUCCCCCCAAUGCUAUCAUACCUGGAUUCGGCAUGACAGAGACCUGCGCUGGAGCCAUCUUCAACACCGAUUUCCCCCGGUACGAUGUUCAGCGGUCCUCAGAGUUCGCCUCUGUGGGGUCCUGCAUGCCUGGCAUCAGCAUGCGAGUCUCCGACGGCGAGAACAACCCCGUGCCGGCCGGAGAGGUCGGGUCUCUCGAGGUUUCGGGUCCCGUGGUGUUCAAGGAGUACUUCAACAACCCGACAGCGACGGCUGAGGCCUUCACCACGGACAACUGGUUCCGCACCGGCGACCGCGGCGUCAUCGACGCGGCCGGUAACCUGACCCUGGUCGGCCGCGCGAAGGAAACCAUGAUCGUGAACGGAGUGAACUACUACCCGCACGAGGUCGAAAGCGCUCUGGACGAGGCCAACAUCGCGGGCCUGACGCGCAGCUUCAACUGCUGCUUCUCGUCCUUCCCGCCCGGCGGCGACACGGAGGAGAUCAUCGUCGUGUACCUGCCCACCUACGCCCCCGAGGACAUGAUCGCCCGCGUGCAGACGACCGACGCCAUGUCCAAGGUGGUGAUGAUGUCGACGGGCUGCCGGCCGAAGCUCCUGCCGCUCGACCGGUCCCUGCUGCAGAAGUCGGCGCUGGGCAAACUGUCGCGGGCCAAGAUCAAGACCGCCUACGAGAAGGGCGAGUACCAGACCUACCUCGAGAUCAACGAGGAGAUGGUCAAGCUGUACCGGCGGGUCACGCGCAAGGACCCGACGGACGCGCUCGAGCAGCAGCUGCUCUCGAUCUUCACCACGUCCCUGGGCCUGCCCGCGGGCGACUUCGACGUGCAGACGCCCAUCUUCGACAUGGGCAUCACGUCGAUCGAGCUGAUCAAGCUCAAGAAGAACAUCGAGGAGCACCUGGACCUGACGGCCGAACUGCCCAUGAUCACGCUCAUGACCAACAGCACGGUGCGCGACCUCGCCCGCGCCCUGCACGACCUCCAGCAGAAGCACGAGUACAGCCCCAGCCCGCUGUGGCUGGUGCACCCGGGCGUUGGCGAGGUGCUGGUGUUCCUGAACCUGGCCAAGUUCCUGGUCGACCGGCCGGUGUACGCGCUGCGGGCGCGGGGCUUCAACGACGGCGAGACGCCCUUCGCAACCAUCGCCGAGGUCGUGGCGACCUACCACGCCGCCAUCAAGCGCGAGCAGCCCGCGGGGCCCUACGCCCUGGCCGGCUACAGUUACGGCUCGAUGCUGGCCUUCGAGGUCGGCAAGGUGCUCGAGGCCCACGGCGACGAGGUGCGCUUCCUGGGCUCCUUCAACCUGCCGCCCCACAUCAAGUCGCGCAUGCGCCAGCUCGACUGGAAAGAGUGCCUGCUCCACCUCUCCUACUUCCUGGACCUGAUCACCGAGGCGCGCUCGCGCGAGCUCUCCGCCGAGCUGCAGGACGGGGCGUCGCGCGACGACGCCCUCGCCCGGGUCAUGGCCGAGGCCGACCAGACCCGGCUGAGCGAGCUGGCGCUGUCCGAGGCCGCGCUCGUCAAGUGGGCCAGCCUGGCCUUCUCGCUGCAGAGCAUGGCCAUCGACUACGACCCCUCUGGCUCUAUCGCCGGCAUGGACGUCUUCUACUGCAUCCCGCUGGCCGUCGUCGCCUCCUCCAAGAAGCAGUGGCGCGAGGAGCAGCUGAGCAAGUGGGAGGACUUCACCCGCUCGCAGCCCCGUUUUCAUGAUGUCGGCGGCGCCCACUAUACCAUGCUGAGCCCUGAGCAUGUCUUUGGCUUUCAGAAGACGCUUCGCGCGGCUUUGGAUGCACGAGGCUUGUAGGCUGGCGUGUAGAAGGCGAGGGGAGAUUGACUGGGGAAUGUUUGUGGGAUGAGGGUUUUGAGUAAGGUCGUGGAGGGAAAAGCCCGGAGGGACCGACGAACGGAAGACGGAGUAGAUACACCUGUGUUAAUUUGAAUAUAUGGCUUACUUUUUA
Messenger RNA from Aspergillus japonicus CBS 114.51, 2902 nucleotides. Its product is annotated as non-ribosomal peptide synthetase. The transcript has 2 exons. NCBI's taxonomy places the organism in Eukaryota, Fungi, Ascomycota, Eurotiomycetes, Eurotiales, Aspergillaceae. Gene Ontology annotation, molecular function: CoA-ligase activity. Gene Ontology annotation, biological process: secondary metabolic process; biosynthetic process. The coding region runs from base 1 to 2748 and encodes 915 amino acids. The record is from RefSeq and is a predicted model, not a curated record.